CUAUAAUCGGCAAUAAUUGGCCUGCGAUUUGCGGCAAGGUGAUUGGCUCUUUAAUAAAACCCGUUAGCAAUCUUAUCUCACUCUCAAUGCCACAUCCAGCACUUGAAACUCGUUAUUCAAAUUGCGUAUGCGCCGACCGACCAACUCCACUAGUUAGUCUCUUGACAGUACUCACACACGCUCCCGCGUGUUGACAUAACACGCGCGAUCUUCACCUGUUUCGACACUGCAAACAGCUGUUUCGACUCGCGCGCAUGUCAACUGAGUGAUCGUGUUUUGGUUUUUCACGUUCGAAAAUCGAUGGGUGUGUGAAAACGCGAGUUGAUUGGUAAAUGACCGAUCGUCUUUUGUUUUUCUGUGUUUAUUUUAAAUAUUGCGAACACUAUUCGCACGCGAAUGGUCUUUUCAUUUCGCGAAACUGUUGAAUUGAAAGUGUUUUCGGUGUCAAAAUGAUGCGUUCUUUGAAUUGUGUGUCUCCGAAUAAUUUCAAAAUAACAGCACCCACGGAGAGUACGGAGGUUUUUGCGAUUGAGACUUCAAUGGCGGGAUCGAGACGAGACUUGGAGUCUCAAACCACGUCCAAUUCAACAGAGAAAAAACACAGCAUCUGGUGGAAUGUGUUUCUCGACAUUCCCAUACUCGCAGCUGUUAUUACCGUGAUCAUGCUUUACGAGUCUGGCAUCAUCCCCUCCUACAAAAGUGGUUUCUUCUGCAACGACCCGAACCUAAGCUACACAUUCAACGGAGACACUGUCAAUGAUGUGGUGUUGGUGUCUACUAUUCUUCUGAUGCCUUUAACAGCCUUCCUCAUCACAGAACUCGUCGUCCUCGACUCUGACUACCUCCACUCUCGGCCUCUAGAGGCCCUGAGGAGAACCGGUCUGCUGUACCGGAACUAUAUGUACGGCUUUGCCUUCAAUCUCCUCUUUGUUGAGAUCAUGAAAGGCCUAAGUGGAAUGCCGAGGCCGGUGUUCUUUCAGAUCUGUAAGCCGGAUACUGCAGUUAAUUGUACCACGGGCGAGUACAUUUCUACCUUCGAGUGCACGUCUUCCUACUCCUGGUGGAAGCAGUAUGACUCAUACCAUAGCUUCCCAUCUGGACACACGUCUAUGUCGGUCUACUGUGGACUUUUUAUCGCGUGGUACCUUCAACGCCGCGUGUUCUCCUGGUCGUCCCGAACAGUGCUCCUGGUCCCAUUGGUCCAGAUCUGCUGCCUCGGUUACGCAGCUACAUGCUCCCUGUCCAGGAUCACGGAUCACAGACAUCAUUGGUGGGAUGUCGCUGCUGGGACGGUUGUUGGUGUGGUCACACUUUUGUUCGCUGUAUUUCCUAUCAGCGAUAACUUCGCACUAGUGAGAGUAGCGAGUGUUUCAAAGACCCAGCAUUCCAGCACAGACCUGCUUUAUGUGACCGCAAGAAGACCUGUGUCUUAAUUUAAUAUGAAGUUAAGUGUAGGCUCAAUAGGGUAUUAUACUGUAUUUAAAAUAAAUCAUUUUACACCAUGCAUGAAAUAAAGCACCAGAUAAUGAUUAGAAAAACACAGGUAGGAGUUAUUUUUAAACAUAAGUUCUAUUUAAUAAAUCGGAUAGAAAUAAAAAAGUAGGUGAGUUGACCGUGACGUCACGAUGUAAUGUUUCAUAUAAAUUCCAUAUUAGCAAAUCGUUUUGACAGUUCUAAAAAAGUAACUGAUUUGACUAGGUAGGAAAAUACCCUAUUAAAGUUUAACUACGUUAUCAGAAUAUUGCUUUUUGAGAUUAUUCCGCAGAAAAUGAUUUGAAGAGGGUUCUUUUUUAUUGUAAUAAUAUGUUGGGUGACUCCUUUAGUCAUUGGCCACUUCAUAUUAAUUGGCCACUUUAUAUUAAUUGGCCACUCCGUAGUAUUGGCCAGUUCAUAGUAAUUGACCACCAAAAAGACUUGGCUUGUUUCUUUGACUUGUUAAGAGUGGCCAAUUACUAUAGAUGGGCCAAUAACUACCUAUAGCACUCACCCUACAUUUUUAGUAAUGUAUAUUAGCGAAUAAAGGUGACAUUCAGAUGUCAACUGCGGCUACAUUACUGUUGCGGCGUCGUUGUUGACAUCCGAACGUCACUUUUAGUACCUACUUACGUACCCCCGAAGUAUUAUAUGAAUGAAAUAAGCAUCUCAAGUAGGAAUGUCUGAAAGUAAAUCUAUUCUUGGUUAGAUAUUUUAAGUACAAGUAAAAAUAAAAAUUAUA
Messenger RNA from Cydia splendana, 2215 nucleotides. RefSeq names its product phospholipid phosphatase 2-like. Gene Ontology annotation, cellular component: plasma membrane. Gene Ontology annotation, molecular function: phosphatidate phosphatase activity. Gene Ontology annotation, biological process: phospholipid metabolic process; signal transduction; phospholipid dephosphorylation. Bases 450 to 1433 code for a protein of 327 amino acids. The record is from RefSeq and is a predicted model, not a curated record. NCBI's taxonomy places the organism in Eukaryota, Metazoa, Arthropoda, Insecta, Lepidoptera, Tortricidae. The transcript has 7 exons.